AUGGCUGACACUGUUAAUGUGGACCAAAAUAAGGACACGGCUUUGUAUAUGGCUGUUUCCCCCACAUUACUGUAUACACCGUGGCUAACGCUACUAAGAGCAUCAAGAAAUCCUCAUGCCCUCAUAGAAGCCAGAAUGGGGCAAAUACGACUGCAAGUACUUAGUAAACACGAAUUGGCCGAAUGCUAUAAAGAUGCAGAAUUGGCUGACUCGUGGCUUGAUGAUGCUCUGUCUUGUUAUGUAGAUAAGAUCACUGAAUGUAUUAGACAAUCUACUCCUGCCAUAUGGCUCGUUGAUGAGGAUGGCAACAUAGAAGAGGAUAUAGAGGCUUGCCAACAUCCUGAAAAGUCAAGAUUUUACCGAUAUGGACGGUUCCAUUGGCUUGAAAGCCAUCAAACGUUCAAUAAAGUGCAACAACGCUUUGAAGAUAAGUCGAGAUCUGUUGAUGAUUGGCGUAACUUGUUUACGACUCAAUUGAGUACUCCUCAUGUCCAUCUAGACGAUACCUUCAGCUUUUAUUCGUCGUUUGUUUCACAACAGUACCCCCAAGAAGAGUACGCGACACUAAUGAUAGACGGGAACAAACUAUAUAAGAAGACCAAGCACCAGAUGAGGUACUACGAAACAUUAGAAGCACAGCUAAAAGAAGAUCCUAAAGAUAUAGAAACAUGGAAAACGUACAUAGCUAGCGUGAAGAAGUAUCAACCUGAAGCUGUGGAGGUUUUGUUCUGGAGAACCUCGGAGUACUUUGAACCUGGUGAUAGUAAUUGGUUUAAGCUCUGGGUAUUCUAUUUAGAUCUCAUGAAGGAAGAGUAUUUUGGUGAUCCUAAAGAAGAGUAUAUGUUUCUUCAAUUCCAUAGAUGUUUCCCCAAUGAUCCAGUGACCUUGGGAGCAUAUUUAUUGACCGUAAAGGAUGGUCAUCUGAUACUUGAUUUGGUGUAUGUGAGACGAGCCGUAAUGGACUACUUGGUUGAAGUAAGGUCCAACUACUCAUAUGAACGAUGGAAGUUUGCAGCUAUGGUUUUUUUAGCAUUUGAAGUAUCUCGUAACAAUAGCAUCUAUUAUUAUGGGAUGAAGAUCUUGUCGUUUCUUUCAAAGAGACCAAACUAUGACGAUGACACACUUGUGAGUUUCAUCACCAAGCUUAUAGUUGGGCCAACUAAAGGUCAGUUUUGGAGUUUAUUAAAUGCUUCUGUUGAAGAUGAUUACGGUAUUGAUAUUGUGCAGCAGUAUGUUGAUAUUAACCAAGAAGAGGAUCAUGUUAUGAUGGAAUCUAGAAAGCGGCCACGAUUAGAUGAAGAUACUACUGCUGUUACAGGUUCUUCAGCUUCUACUCCAUUUUGGGUUCAAGUCUCUAAUAUACCAUCUACAUCCGACAGCCUUAGUUCCCUCAUCAACGUUGAGAUCUUUGAUUUGGAAUACCUCGACGAUAAACGAUCCGUAGCCAUAUUUAAAGUACACGGUGAACCUGCCUUUCAAAGUAUAAUGGCAUUGAACGGUACUCAGUACAACGGAAAUACUCUACUGAUUGAAGCAUAUGAACAACCAACCUUAUGGUGUUCUCAUUAUCCAGAUGAUUUACCAAAGUCAGAAUUGGAUAGCAUGUUCAAUGAAUUCGGCAAGGUAAUCAAAGCCGUCCAUCCUUAUAUGAAGAAAUAUUCUUUCUAUGUGUUUGAAGAUCCCAAGGAUGCAUCCUCAGCCAUUAACAGUUUGAAUAAAAAGGUGUUGUAUUCCAAAGACGGGAAGAAGAAAUAUACAUUGGCAGUUCAUCGUGCUUCCAAGGCCUUUAACCAAUCCAAAGAGCCACUUCGUGAUCGACAGGUGUUCAUAAAUCGAUUGAACUUUGUCACCACUAAAGAAAGUGUUACGAAUGUGUUUCUGGAGUUUGGCAAUAUCGAAAAGAUAAUAAUGCCCACUAUGGAAGCGGAAGAAAGAGAAACUGAAAGGAACAAAGGGUUUGCUAAAAUCAUCUACAGUAAUGGAAGUUCAGCCAAUAAAGCCUUGAGUAUGAACGGGGUUGAAUUGGAUGGGAGAAGAUUAGCAGUGACAUUAGAUGAUGGUAUUAGGAUGGAACAUACUACGACAGAGCAUAGUACCGAACAUAGCACUACGGAACACAGUCGUUCCGUGAUUAUAAUGCCGUUUGAAUGUUCUAAACAAGAGGCUUAUACAUUAAUAUGGAAUCUGGUAGGGCCAAUAGAGCUAUUUACAGAAUAUGGUCAACAAUCGAAGGCGUAUUUGUUCAAAUUUGGUUCACGUGAAGAUGCUGUUAAUGCCCAGGUUAAGCUCAAAGAAGCAGGCUUGGAUUCAUUAAAGGUGGUUACAGAGGAUGAAUAUAAUUCUAUGGCCAGUCACAAUAUGACCAGUCAACCCAAAAGAAGGUUGAUGGUACCAACUUCAGUAAGAAGAAGAGCAGCUAGUAAGUAG
This is a messenger RNA of Lizanozyma spartinae, 2427 nucleotides long. It is a transcript of the gene PRP24, whose product is annotated as U6 snRNP complex subunit. Gene Ontology annotation, molecular function: protein binding; RNA binding. The record is from RefSeq and is a predicted model, not a curated record. Lineage: Eukaryota; Fungi; Ascomycota; Pichiomycetes; Serinales; Debaryomycetaceae. Bases 1 to 2427 code for a protein of 808 amino acids. The transcript has a single exon.